ACGUUGUGGUUCUGAUCGGUUAAUUUGCAUUGAGAUUUUUUUCCCCCCUCUUACCCUCCCUUCCCCCCCCCUCCUCCCCCUCCCUCAGCGCCUUUUCAAAACAACGAACUGUCUCACUACAAACAAUUGAAUUUAAUGAGCGGCCGCAGCGCAAAUAAAUGAUUAAAUUAGUGAAAGAUGUGCGAAAACUGCGCAGAGCUGUUGGACGUGUUAAAUGCAAUUUCUGAAACAGAAAAUAAUGAAGGACUGCAGCUUAAAAAGGAACAUGCUCUCAAAAUAUUUAAUUACAUUAACUCUUGGACACAGAGGCAAUGCCUUUGUUGCUUCAAGGAAUACAAGCACCUGGAAAUCUUCAACCAGGUGGUUUAUGCCCUUAUCAAUAUGGUGACUGCCCAAAUCCAGGCUCUCCAAGACCAGUUGUGUAAAAUUUGCACUAGUGAUGAUUCUUCAUGGCAGGACCUGAAUCAGCAAAACCAUGAACAGAUUAAUCGGGAAGGAGAGUGUAAUAAAAAUGAAGAUGAUAUUGGUCGAAAAUUAAAUGAUUUUGUGGAGAAAAAGGCAAAUAAUAGAACAUGUGGGAGAACUGAGGAGGUUUCUGCACGGAGCACUGAUCCAUUUAGCACGUGGAAUACAGAAGAAAAAGAAAAGUUGUUGUUAUGUGUGGCAAAGAUAUUUCAAAUUCAGUUUCCUUUAUAUACUGCCUACAAACAUAACACACAUGCUACUAUAGAGGACAUUUCAGCUCAUGAAAGCAACUUAUUAGGGGCGUUUUGUGAUAUGAAUGAUGUAGAAGUACCUUUGCACUUGCUUCGCUAUGUCUGCCUCUUUUGUGGAAAAAAUGGCCUUUCGCUUAUGAAAGAUUGUUUUGAAUAUGGAACUCCAGAAACUCUUCCUUUUCCAAUAGCACAUGCAUUUAUCACAGUAGUAUCCAAUAUUAGGAUAUGGUUGCACAUCCCUGCAGUUAUGCAACAUGUUAUACCCUUUAGAACUUAUGUUAUUAGGUAUUUGUGUAAACUUACAGACCAGGAAUUGCGGCAGAGUGCUGCACGCAACAUGGCAGAUUUAAUGUGGAGUACAGUCAAGGAACCAUUGGAUACGGCGCUGUGUUUUGACAAAGAGAGUUUGGAUCUUGCUUUCAAGUACUUCAUGUCACCAACUCUAACAAUGAGGUUGGCUGGUCUCAGUCAGAUUACAAAUCAACUUCAUACAUUCAAUGAUGUUUGUAAUAAUGAAUCUUUGGUGUCAGACACUGAAACGUCAAUUGCAAAAGAGCUUGCAGACUGGCUAAUUCAUAAUAAUGUUGUUGAACAUAUCUUUGGACCAAAUUUGCACAUUGAGAUCAUCAAACAAUGCCAAGUUAUUCUGAACUUUCUUGCUGCUGAAGGAAGACUUAGCACACAACAUAUAGAUUGUAUUUGGGCAGCAGCACAGUUGAAGCACUGUAGUCGAUACAUCCAUGAUUUAUUCCCUUCACUUAUUAAGCACUUGGAUCCUGUACCACUCCGUCACCUUCUUAAACUAGUUUCUGCUCUUCACCCAAGUGUCCACACAGAACAGACCCUGUACUUGGCAUCAAUGCUCAUUAAAGCCCUCUGGAACAAUGCACUUGCUGCCAAGGCUCAAUUAUCCAAGCAGAGCUCCUUUGCUUCUCUUCUUAACACAAAUCUCCCUUUGGGAAAUAAGAAAGGAUCUCCAGCAGCUAGUCCACAGAGUAGUGACAACAGUGAUACUCAUCAAAGUGGUGGCAGUGACAUUGAAAUGGAUGAGCAAAUGAUGAACAGAGCAAAGCGUGGACAACAACGACUGUCAGAUACUGAGGAGUCUAUGCAAGGAAGUUCCGAUGAGACUGCUAACAGUGGUGAAGAUGCCAGUAGUGGGCCUGGCAGUAGCAGUGGGCACAGUGAUGGUUCCAGUAAUGAAGUAAAUUCAAGCCAUGCCAGUCAGUCAGCUGGAAGUCCAGCAAGUGAAGUCCGCUCUGAGGAUAUGGCAGAUAGUGAAGUUCUCAAAGAAGAGGAUGAUGAUGAUGAUGACGAUGAGGGAGAGGAGAGCCCCCAGAAUGAGAGCAGGAACCCGGAGUUAAGAACUCUGAGUGCAGAGUCGCAGUCGGGAAUUUGUAUGACAGAAUCACCUGGUGGAACAGAAUGUGACAGAACUAAUAGUGGACCAGGCAAGGAUAUUUCUUAUAGCACUGAUACAGUUCCAUCAGGAGAGAAUAGAAUUCGACUUCUCGAUACCUGCUCACAUGCAGAAGACUCUGAACGUGAUAUGACAGGGGAAAUCAAUACUGCACACAUAUCACAAGGUUCUCAGGAAUCUUGUAUCACGCGCACUGGCGAUUUUUUAGGAGAGGCAAUUGGAAAUGAAAUAUUUAACUGCAGACGGUUCAUUGGUCAGCAGCAUCAUCAUCAUGAUGGGCAUUUGGGUGAUGAUAUGAUGAGUGCAGAUGAUGUCAGCUGCAGUAGUUCUCAGGUCAGUGCGAAGUCUGAAAAAAACAUGGCAGAUUUUGAUGGGGAAGAGUCGGGUUGUGAGGAAGAACUGGUACAGAUUAAUUCUCAUGCAGAACUUACAUCUCACCUUCAACAACAUUUACCCAAUCUUGCCUCCAUCUACCAUGAACACCUUAGUCAAGCUCCCAGUGUUCAUAAGCAUCAAUACAAUUCCAAUGCACUCACGGAUAUCAAUUUAGACAAUGUUUGCAAGAAGGGUAACACUCUUCUUUGGGACUUGGUACAAGAUGAAGAUGCGGUACAUCUCUCAGAGGGAUUGAUAAAUGAAGCUGAGAAACUGCUGUGCUCCCUUGUGUGCUGGUUUACUGACCGGCAGAUUAGAAUGAGAUUCAUUGAAGGUUGUUUAGAAAACCUAGCAAAUGAUAGGUCAGUGGUAGUCUCACUUCGUCUUUUGCCUAAACUUUUUGGCACCUUUCAGCAAUUUGGAAGCAGUUAUGACACGCAUUGGAUAACCAUGUGGGCUGAAAAGGAACUAAGCAUGAUGAGACUCUUUUUUGACAAUCUGAUACACUACAUUCAGGCAGUCAGAGAGAGUGUGAAUAAGCAUUUGCUAUACAGUCAUGGUGCUGAGGUGCAAGUUCGCCUGCAGUUUCUGACCUGUGUUUUUUCAACACUUGGAUCUCCCGACCAUUUUAGACUAAGUCUUGAUCAGGUGGAUAUCUUAUGGCACUGUCUUGUGGAAGACCCUGAAUGCUAUGAUGAUGCAUUACACUGGUUCCUCAAUCAAGUUCGCAGUAAAGACCAGCAUGCAAUGGGCAUGGAGACAUACAAACAUUUAUUUUUAGAAAAGAUGCCACAAUUAAAACCAGAAACGAUCAGCAUGACUGGUUUAAAUCUGUUCCAGCAUUUGUGCAAUCUGGCUCGUCUUGCAACCAGUGCAUAUGAUGGUGGUUCUAGUUCGGAGGGUACAGCAGAACCUGCUUCCACCACAGCUGCAUUUAGUUCAUUCCAGAUUCCAACCACAGACUGGCAGCUUUGUGGAAUGGAUCAACUCUGGGGCAUUGCAUUAAGGGCUCAAACAGCUGAUGUUAGCCGAGCCGCUAUCCAGUACAUCAAUUCAUAUUAUAUUAAUGGUAAAACUGGCUUGGAAAAGGAGCAAGAAUUUAUCAGUAAGUGUAUGGAAAGCCUUAUGAUGGCAUCAGAAAAUCUUGAGAAAGAAUCACAAUCCAGCCUCACGAUUAUUGAAAGGGGACUGUUGAUGCUGAAAACACACCUGGAAGCAUUUAGGAGAAGGUUUGCAUACCAUUUACGUCAGUGGCAGAUAGAGGGUACCGGUAUUAGCAGUCAUUUAAAGGCCCUUAGUGAUAAACAGUCCUUACCAUUACGAAUUGUUUGUCAACCAGCUGGGCUGCCUGAUAAGAUGACUAUUGAAAUGUAUCCUAGUGACCAAGUUGCAGAUUUAAGAGCUGAAGUUACCCACUGGUAUGAGAAUCUGCAGAAGGAACAAAUGAGUCAGCAAGCUCAGCUGCAAGAAUUUGGCCAAAACAGCCGGCAAGGAGAUUUUACUGGAGGUCUUAUGGGACCUGUGAGAAUGAUUUCCUCAGGACAUGAACUUACCACAGAUUAUGAUGAGAAAACACUCAAUGAACUUGGAUUUAAAGAUAUGCAGAUGGUAUUUGUAUCACUUGGUGCUCCACGUAGGGAGCGCAAAGGAGAUGGCAUUCAGUUGCCCGCAUCUUGCCUUCCUCCACCCCAAAAGGAAAAUAUCCCAAUGCUUUUGCUCCUGCAAGAACCACAUCUUACUACCUUGUUUGACUUGCUUGAGAUGCUAGCAUCAUUUAAACCGCCUUCAGUUGAUCACACAAUGGAAGAUUUUGAGACUGUGCGCUGUGAAGAAUUGCACCUUCACGCAGAAAACCUGUCGCGGCGUGUUUGGGAACUGUUAAUGCUUCUUCCCACUUGUCCAAACAUGUUACAAGCAUUUCAAAAUAUCUCCGACGAACAGGGGAAUGAUGGACACUGCUGGAACGACUUGCUUAAAAUAAAAAGUCCUCAUAAACUCCUGUACGCACUCGAAAUUAUUGAGGCCUUGGGGAAACCUAACAGGAGAAUAAGAAGAGCAUCAACGGGUAGCUACAGUGAUCUGUAUCCUGACUCGGAUGAUUCAAGUGAAGAUCAGAUAGAGAACAGUAAAAAUUCCUGGAGUUGUAAGUUUGUUGCUGCUGGGGGACUUCAGCAAUUACUGGAAAUUUUUUUAUCGGGGAUUUUAGAACCAAAGGAGCAGGAAUCAUGGACUGUGUGGCAGCUGGACUGCCUUGCCUGUCUGCUGAAGUUAAUGUGCCAGUUUGCAGUUGAUCCGGGUGAUUUAGACCUGGCUUAUCACGACAUCUAUGCCUGGUCUGGUGUCUCAGACAACCAUAGAAAAAGGACCUGGCCUGGGAAAUCAAGGAAAGGAGCUGGUGAUCAUGGGAAAGGAUUACAUAUACCUCGUUUGACUGAGAUAUUUCUCAGCCUGGUACAUGGAUCUGGUUUGAUUUAUCGGCUAAUGACUGUUGCUUAUACCUACAGCAACUUGGCUCAUAGAGUUCUUAAAGCCCAAUCUGAUCAUCGAUCCAGGCAUGAAGUCACUCAUUAUGCAAUGUGGUUGUUAGUGAGUUGGGCUCACUGUUGUUCGUUGGUCAAAUCCAGCAUGGCAGAUAGUGAACAUUUACAUGAUUGGCUGAAAAAACUAACUCUGCUUGUACCAGAGGCAUCUGUUCGACAUGAAGCUUGCAGUGGGCUGUAUAAGUUGUGCCUUUCCGGUUUAGAUGGUGGAGAAUCAAUAAAUCGAUCAUUCCUUUUACUAGCCGCAUCAACGUUACUAAAAUUCCUUCCUGAUGCUCAAACUUUGAAGCCUGUCAGGGAGAUAGAUUAUGAAGAGGAAUCGGUAUUGCGAGCAGGUUGCAAGGAAUAUUUCUGGUUACUUUGUAAACUAAUUGAUAAUAUCCAUGUAAAAGAUGCCAGCCAGACUACAUUGCUGGAUUUGGAUGCCUUAGCAAGACAUCUCGCCGAUUGCAUUCGCAGCAGGGAAAUUCUGGAUCAGCAGGACAGUAACACCGAAGAUGAUGGGCUUACAGGAUUACUGCGUCUUUGCACCGUAGUCAUAAAGCACAAGUCUCCAUUUAAAUUCUCUCGGGAAGGACAGGAAUUCUUAAGAGAUGUGUUCAAUCUCUUGUUUUUACUGCCAAGCUUGAAGGACAGGCAGCAACCAAAAUGCAAGUCCCAUUCUUCUCGAGCAGCAGCCUACGAUUUGCUUGUGGAGAUGGUGAAGGGCUCAGCAGAAAACUACAGAUUGCUCCACAAUUGGGUUAUGGCACAGCACAUGCAAUCAUCUCAUGCACCAUACAAAUGGGAUUACUGGCCUCAUGAUGAUGUGCGAGCUGAGUGCAGAUUUGUGGGUUUGACGAAUCUUGGAGCAACCUGUUACUUGGCUUCUACCAUUCAACAGCUCUACAUGAUACCGGAGGCAAGACAGGCCAUUUUUACAGCUAAAUAUUUGGAAGAUAUCAAGCAUAAAACAACCCUUCUUGAAUUGCAAAAAAUGUUCACAUAUCUCAUGGAAAGUGAACGUAAAGCAUAUAAUCCAAGACCAUUCUGCAAAACCUACACCAUGGACAAACAGCCUUUGAACACCGGAGAACAGAAAGAUAUGACUGAAUUUUUCACUGAUCUGAUAACAAAAAUCGAAGAGAUGUCACCUGAUCUAAAAAACACAGUGAAGAGCUUAUUUGGUGGGGUUAUAACAAAUAAUGUUGUAUCACUGGAUUGUGAACAUGUUAGCCAGACAGCUGAGGAAUUCUACACAGUCAGAUGCCAAGUAGCUGAUAUGAAAAACAUUUAUGAGUCGCUUGAUGAAGUUACUAUAAAAGAUACUCUGGAAGGUGAUAACAUGUACACUUGCUCUCAGUGUGGAAAGAAAGUACGGGCUGAGAAGAGAGCUUGUUUUAAGAAAUUACCGCGGAUCUUGAGUUUUAAUACCAUGCGAUACACUUUUAAUAUGGUUACAAUGAUGAAAGAAAAAGUCAACACUCAUUUCUCGUUUCCCCUCCGUCUUGACAUGACUCCAUACACUGAAGAUUAUCUUAUGGGCAAAAAUGACCGUAUAGAUGGUUUGAAAGAGGAUGGAAAGGUUAAACAAAGUGAAAGCUUUGAGUAUGAUUUGAUAGGAGUAACUGUACACACCGGGACGGCAGAUGGAGGUCAUUAUUACAGUUUCAUCAGAGAGAUUGUUAAUCUUCAUGCUUACAAAAACAACAAAUGGUAUCUAUUUAAUGAUGCUGAGGUAAAACCAUUUGAUUCUGCUCAACUCGCCUCUGAAUGCUUUGGUGGAGAAAUGACAACCAAAACCUAUGAUUCGGUCACAGACAAGUUCAUGGAUUUUUCCUUUGAAAAGACACACAGUGCAUAUAUGCUGUUCUACAAACGAGUGGAGACAGAAGAAGAAAAUGGGAAGGAAUACAGCUUUGAUGUUUCACCAGAACUUUUGGAGUGGAUCUGGCAUGACAACAUGCAGUUUCUCCAGGACAAGAAUAUCUUUGAACAUACUUACUUUGGAUUCAUGUGGCAGUUGUGCAGCAGCAUCCCAAGCACAUUACCUGAUCCAAAGGCUGUAUCCCUUAUGACUGCGAAGCUAAGUACCUCUUUCGUCCUGGAAACUUUUAUCCACUCCAAAGAAAAGCCCACUAUGUUGCAAUGGAUUGAACUUUUGACAAAACAGUUUAACAACAGCCAGGCAGCCUGUGAGUGGUUUUUGGAUCGAAUGGCUGAUGAUGAUUGGUGGCCAAUGCAAAUUCUUAUCAAGUGUCCAAAUCAGAUUGUGAGACAGAUGUUCCAGCGUCUAUGCAUUCACGUGAUUCAGCGACUCCGACCAGUACAUGCACAUCUCUACUUACAGCCAGGAAUGGAAGAUGGUUCUGAUGAUAUGGAUGGUCCAGUAGAAGAUAUUGGAAGUCGUUCAUGUGUAACUAGGUUUGUGAAGACGCUCUUAUCUAUAAUGGAGCAUGGAGUCAAACCUCACAGCAAACAUCUCACCGAAUAUUUUGCAUUCUUGUUUGAGUUUGCCAAAAUGGGCGAAGAAGAGAGUCAGUUUCUUUUGUCCUUGCAAGCAAUAUCAACAAUGGUACAUUUUUACAUGGGAACAAAGGGACCAGAAAACCAAUUCCCCCAACCACAAGUUGAGGUAUUAUCUGAAGAAGAAGGUGAGGAGGAAGAGGAAGAGGAAGACAUUUUAUCUUUAACAGAAGAGAAGUAUAGACCUGCAGCACUAGAGAAGAUGAUUGCCUUAAUUGCACUUUUAGUAGAGCAGUCUCGUUCAGAAAGGCAUCUGACUUUGUCGCAGAAUGACAUGGCUGCCUUGACAGGAGGCAAGGUAUCGUCAGUAGACAUAGAACUGGGGUUCCCAUUUUUGUUUCAGCAUAUCCGUGAUGGCAUCAACAUUAGGCAGACCUGCAAUUUGAUCUUCAGUCUGUGUCGCUACAAUAAUCGACUUGCAGAGCAUAUUGUUUCUAUGCUGUUCACAUCAAUAGCAAAGCUGACGCCUGAGGCUGCACAGCCUUUCUUCAAGCUGUUAUCCAUGUUGAUGGAGUUUGCUGGUGGACCACCUGGAAUGCCUCCAUUUGCUUCUUAUAUUCUUCAGAGAAUUUGGGAGGUUAUUGAAUACAACCCAUCUCAGUGCUUGGACUGGCUAGCAAUGCAAACCCCUCGUAAUAAGCUUGCUCACAGCUGGGUACUUCAAAACAUGGAGAACUGGGUGGAACGGUUUUUGCUGGCGCACAACUAUCCUAGAGUCAGAACAUCUGCAGCUUACCUUUUGGUUUCACUCAUUCCAAGCAACUCAUUUCGUCAGAUGUUCCGAUCUACACGUUCUUUACAUAAUCCAACGCGUGAUUUGCCUCUUAGUCCAGACACAACUGUUGUUCUUCAUCAGGUGUACAAUAUCCUCCUUGGUCUGCUUUCAAGAGCCAAGCUAUAUGUUGAUGCCGCUGUCCAUGGCACUACAAAAUUAGUUCCUUAUUUCAGUUUCAUGACCUAUUGUUUAGUCUCAAAGACUGAGAAGUUGAUGUUCUCUAGUUAUUUUAUGGACCUGUGGAAUCUCUUCCAGCCCAAGUUGUCUGAACCUGCUAUUGCAACAAAUCACAAUAAGCAGGCGUUGCUCAUUUUCUGGUAUAAUGUGUGUGUGGACUGCCCAGAAAAUGUACGCUUCAUUGUACAGAAUCCUGUAGUGACAAAAAACAUUGCUUUUAAUUACAUCUUGGCCGAUCAUGAUGAUCAAGAUGUUGUUCUGUUUAACCGUGGGAUGCUGCCUGCAUAUUAUGGGAUUUUACGUCUGUGCUGUGAACAGUCCCCUGCAUUCACACGACAACUAGCUUCACAUCAGAAUAUUCAGUGGGCUUUCAAAAAUCUUACACCGCAUGCAAGCCAGUAUCCAGGGGCUGUUGAAGAACUAUUUAAUCUUAUGCAGCUUUUUGUAGCUCAGAGACCAGAUAUGAGAGAAGAGGAAGUGGAAGACAUAAAGCAAUUCAAGAAAACCACCAUUAGCUGCUACUUGCGAUGUCUGGAUGGGCGCUCAUGCUGGACUACACUUAUUAGUGCCUUCCGAAUCCUCCUGGAGACAGAUGAAGAUAGGUUGCUGGUUGUUUUCAAUCGGGGUCUGAUUCUGAUGACUGAGUCUUUUAAUACUUUGCACAUGAUGUACCACGAAGCUACUGCUUGCCAUGUAACUGGAGACUUAGUGGAACUUCUCUCUAUUUUCCUGUCUGUUUUGAAAUCUACUCGCCCAUAUCUACAACGGAAAGAUGUUAAACAAGCCCUGAUCCAGUGGCAAGAAAGAAUCGAAUUUGCUCACAAGCUUCUCACAUUAUUGAAUUCCUAUAGCCCUCCAGAACUUCGAAAUGCCUGUAUAGAUGUUUUAAAAGAGCUUGUUCUCCUCAGUCCUCACGAUUUCCUUCAUACUUUGGUACCAUUCCUUCAGCACAAUCAUUGUACUUAUCACCAUAGUAAUAUACCAAUGUCCUUGGGCCCCUAUUUUCCCUGUCGUGAGAACAUAAAGUUAAUGGGCGGCAAGAAUAAUAUCCGUCCUCCUCGUCCAGAACUCAACAUGUGCCUCUUACCCACAAUGGUGGAAGCUAGCAAGGGAAAAGAUGACAUUUAUGACCGUGUGCUAGUGGAUUAUUUCCUUUCAUACCAUCAGUUCAUCCAUCUCCUGUGUCGAGUAGCAGUGAAUUGUGAAAAAUUCACAGAAACCCUGGUGAAAUUAAGUGUUCUGAUAGCAUAUGAAGGUUUACCUCUACAUUUAGCUUUAUUCCCUAAACUGUGGACGGAGAUUUGCCAAUCUCAGUCAACUAUGGCAAAGAAUUGCGUUAAGUUGCUGUGUGAUGAACCAGUAUUUGCUGAAUAUAUUAAGUGUAUUCUUAUGGACGAGAGGAUCUGUUUAAACAACAAUGCAGUUUAUACCUUUCUUGCUUGUUUCCUCCCCAAGGUUCAGAAUCAGGUUUUUUCCAGUUCUAACUGUUCCAGUUUGAUCAAUAAUUUAAUCACAAAUCUAAUAAAUGAAUACCAUAAUCUUGAGCCAGAGCUUCUGGGACAACGUGUUGAAAUCUAUAAAGUUGGUGCUAUUCUAAAUGGGGAUCUUCGAGCUCUUGCUUUGCUGCUUUCUAUACAUACCCCCAAUCUACUGGACUCGGCACUAAUCCAGACACUACAGGAUUUGUUAAACAAGUGUAGAACAUGUCAGCAGCAGAAAAAUGCAUUACAGGAACAGGAAGCAAAGGAAAGAAAGAUAAAGGAUGAUGAAGGAGCCACCCCUGUUAAAAGGAGGCGCGUUAGCAGUGAUGAAGAACAUCCAUUGGACAACAGCACGGGACAAAGCACACCCAGUGAUGCUCGGACGGAACCUAGGGAGGCAUUAACCUCUGCCAGUACCUCUGACACUGAAACUAGGGACUCAACGGUUAUUGAUCCAGGCACCGAACAAGACCCACCAACCCCUGAUCCCAUUUCUAUUAAAGAAGAUAAAAUGGAAGUUUCUUCCUUGAGUACACAUGAGACAUUAAUCAACAAUAGGCCCCAGGACUCUGUAGAACAGUUGCAGGGAGAGGAUGCAGCAGACAACUGUAAAGUGGUGAAGGAACUACUAAGUUCCGAAAAAGAAACGAGUGUGAAUGAAGAUGAUUCUGAUUCUCCCUCUACGUCACCACCUGCUACGACAAUUUUAUCUGAGCUGACUGACCUUAGGAACUGUGAGGCUCAAAACUUGCCAUCAUUUGAUCCAGAAACUGGUUUAUCUAAUAGCUGUACCCAUUCCAGAGGGCUUUUUAACAUGCAACAGCAGGACCUUUUAGAUAAUUUGUGUAGGACCAUUGAAUCCACUAUGAGCGCAGUCACACGAAUAUUGAGCAGAGGGAGCCAAUCCACUUCUUGAUGAGACUACUAGCAUGACUAGUUUUGUCCUUUAUAAAUACAGUUUGAGUUUCGUUUAAUUCUGUUCUGCCUGUUGAUCUGAUGCUUUGUGCUUCACUGUCAAGUGACAUUUUUUCCUGCUUGAAUGCCUGUUAGCUAUUUGUAUGAAGAAGCAUCUCGGCCAUGAGAGAGAUCCAGUGUGUUAGGGUUAUGCGCUUGAAGAUGUGAUAAAUGGAAAACUAAACACAAAUUUUUAGAUAACUUAAAACAAAGGCAUUUGCAGCAUAUUUCUCAAGGGAAAUCAUAUUAAUGGUCAGCUUUUACAUAGAAGUAAUUUGUUGUGGCUUUUCAUCCAGAUUUGAGGUGUAUCUAGGUGUGAAGGGUUACAGAGAUUUUUGUUCUUCUCACAUUGUAUGAUGUAAUUUAAAAAUAUUGCAUUUUUACUGUGUAUAAUAUUGUGUCUUUUGUUGCCGGUUUUUGUACUCUAUUAAGGAGGCAACCUUGCCUCAAAUCUCCGUGGUUUUAUUAUCCAAAUUACGUUGUUUACUUGUAUACUAAACCAACCACGAUUAAUUUGAUUCUGUGAAGAAUCCUCUGUAGACAGGAACUGGCAUAAAUAAGGUGCUUUAUCUGACAGGUUUCCCAUGGUGGAAAUAAAGCACACAAAAUAAAAAUCGGAACUUUA
This is a messenger RNA of Leucoraja erinaceus (little skate), 11568 nucleotides long. It is a transcript of the gene usp34, whose product is annotated as ubiquitin specific peptidase 34. Lineage: Eukaryota; Metazoa; Chordata; Chondrichthyes; Rajiformes; Rajidae. Gene Ontology annotation, biological process: protein deubiquitination. The transcript is spliced from 80 exons. The coding region runs from base 178 to 10905 and encodes 3575 amino acids. The record is from RefSeq and is a predicted model, not a curated record. Gene Ontology annotation, cellular component: cytosol; nucleus. Gene Ontology annotation, molecular function: cysteine-type deubiquitinase activity; cysteine-type endopeptidase activity.